This is a messenger RNA of Stegodyphus dumicola, 5102 nucleotides long. RefSeq names its product rapamycin-insensitive companion of Tor (gene rictor). Gene Ontology annotation, biological process: positive regulation of phosphatidylinositol 3-kinase/protein kinase B signal transduction; TORC2 signaling. The record is from RefSeq and is a predicted model, not a curated record. Gene Ontology annotation, molecular function: protein serine/threonine kinase activator activity. Gene Ontology annotation, cellular component: TORC2 complex. NCBI's taxonomy places the organism in Eukaryota, Metazoa, Arthropoda, Arachnida, Araneae, Eresidae.
AACUUAUCUCAACUUAAACCAUGCGAUAGUAAAUAUUUUGAGAAAUCAAAUGUGUUGUGGGAUGUGGGAUACUUAUAAUUUAAAAAUAUGGCUGUUUCCCAUGGUAUACGGCAGCAAAAUCGAGCUGGUGGACGUCUGCUUCGUAAAAGAAGGGAUAGUGAAGAAGAAAAUGUUUUCUUAGAUUUUAACAGAGAUGGUGGUGAACUAAUACAAGAAAUUUUAUUUAAUGUUGUGAAACAAGAUGUUAAUAUUAGCAGAAAACUGGGCUAUCUCAAUGGAUUUGUUAAGCUCUGUAUGAAUCAUCAGAAUAUUUCAGAACUGGGAACUUCAUAUAAAGAAAUAUUUUUCUGUCUUCGAGUUCCUUUCUUCCAUGAAGCUUGUGAAAUACGUGCUGCAGUCUUGAGAGCUUGUCGUUACUUAUUGCAGAAUACAGAUGCUCUCAAUGCAUUUCUUGAGACUAAACUUCAUUUUCUUGUUUCUCGAUCUCUUGACAUCUUACUCGACAAUCGUAUUGAAAGGAUUCAGGCUCUUCGGUUGAUGAGAAAAGUUUUAAAUAUUGAUCCUCACGGUUUUCCUUGUGCCUUUACUUACUGUUUAGUAUCAAUAGCUAACGAGGGAUCACAAGAGCGUGACAUGUUAAGGCCAUGUUUGGCAACAUUAGCACAACUUACUCUGCUCAAUCCCAGUACAACUAUAAAAGCAAAUGGUGUAAAAGCACUUUUGACAAAUGUGAUUGAUAAUACUCAUGUACAAACAUCUGAAGCAAUACUUGGUGUAAUUUAUUUCCUAAUUAACCAUCCUUCCACUAGAAUGUUAAUGAAAGACGAAUUUGCUCUCGAGAAUUUAUUAGCCCCAUUUACUGAUUGUCAUUAUCGUUCUGCAGACACUUCUGAGAGUUCAACAAGCGAUGAUAAAGACCCUCAUGUGCAUUCCUGUAAGAUGGCUAUUGUGUCUACACUACUGUCUUGGCCUGGUCUUAUCUACUUGUGCAGAUCUAAUUCUUCUCAUGUACAGUCUUUAAUUGAAAUGUUGUAUCUUCCCUAUCCUGAUUUGCGUAAAAAUAUUUUAGAUCUUCUUUACCAAAUUUUUGAUGUACCUGUUCCUGAAUGGACAGAUGAUUUUUCUGCAGCAUUGAGUUCUUCAGAUCCAUCUGCUGUCAAAUCUUCUUGGCAACUGUAUGAAGGUUAUGUUGUUGCAGAAGGAGUUGAUAUAUUGCCUUACUCUUCUAAUAAUAGAAUAAAUUUAGUUCACAACUACUAUGGCCUUUUAUUACUCAUUUUUGUUCAGUCAGGUGUAUUAGAAGCUCUUUCAGAAGUUAUUGUGUCUAGUGAAACACAUUUAGCAGUCAGAGCCACUAUUUUCCUAGGAGAAUUCAUAUAUAUGGCAAAUCAGUUCCUUCCUGCAGAUUGUAGUCAUCUCUCAAAUUGCUUACCCACUUUAAUAUCAUCAGCUGCUGCUUUUGGAUCCUCCAAAGCACAGAACCAAGCAACAGCUGCUUUAACAUGUUUAUUUCGCAUUCACGAGUUGAAAAAGAGAGGUCCUAUCCCUAACAGUUUAGUUCUCAGCAAUAUCCUUCAUAUGUGUAAUCCAGACAGAGGAAAGAAAGGUUUCUUUGUGGGUACUGUUAGCAAGAUUAAAUUAUGGAAAUAUCUAAAACAAGAAAUGGCUGAUGGAAUUGAUCAGGCAAUUAAAGAUACUCAAGUAUUAUCUAAAGACUAUCUCAGUUGGGAUUGGGAUCUUGUGGAUUGUAUUUUAAAGAAUCCAUCUGACUCUUUGAAGAAAUUAGAAGAUGCCAAUCAUCGGAUAUUCCUUAAAAAACUACUAUAUUUUUUCAAACCUAGUAGCAAGGAAUUUUCAGAAAUGGAGUUCGACAAAGAUAACGGACGACAGAUUUGUAUUACUGGCUGUCAUUUUUUGGAAUUUUUCUUAGAGCUUGAUGAGAAUAAAUCACAAGAAUAUUUAGAUGAUUUUCUCAAUGAUCUGAACAACUGCCUGAUUCAGUUGACCAAAGAUGCUGAUCGUUUAAAUUCAGUCCUUAGUCCUAUAAAAGUUUCAAAUACAUUUAGUCAAAUGUACUUCCUAUUUAUUGGAAAAUUAUCCAGCACUCAUAAAGGCUGUAAAUUUCUCAACAGGUGUAAUACUUUUCAAAACCUACUUCUUCUUGUAACCACCACUAAUCAAGAUGUUUACAUAAAGCUAAUAAUUUCUGCUUUGGAUUACACAAAAGAAGGAUUUUCAAGAGCUAUCCUUACUAAAGUUUUAACCGGAACUGAUGAAGCAACUCGUUUGUAUGCAACAAAUUUUCUUCUUGUGUUAUUGAGAGCUAAAUUACCAGAUUAUCGUAAAUGGGCCAUUGAGGUGUUAAUGUAUCAAGUUCAUGAUACUAGCAAAGUAGUUUCUGAUGCUGCUAUGGAUAUUUUAGAUGAAGCUUGUACUAUUCAGGAAAACUUGGAAGCUUUAAUAUCUCUGAGGUCUCCUCUUUUACCAGGAGGUGAUAAAGGUCUGCUUCUUCUCAUGCGUUUCCUGUCUGUACGCAGUGGGUUCAAAUUUUUGCAGGAUUCAAAUAUUCUGUAUCAUGAAAUAAAUCAUUGGCAGCAAGUGUAUAAUCUUAAAUAUGUUAAAAUUGUUGAAGACUUAUUAAAUGAAGCUUUUACACAUCACCGAAGAAGUGAUGACGGCACGUAUGGGAGACGAAGCUCUGAUAUUAGUCAUUCUGUGAAGAAUGUUAACUUGCCUCCGCAUAUGUAUGGACAGCUUGCACAACACGCGGAAGGGUUCGAGGUAUUAGAAAGUGAACAAGUGCUUCCAGAAUUGUACAAUGCAAUACAGUAUCCAAAUUUUUCAUCAGAAGCUGGCAUUUUACAGCUUAAAGCAGCACUAUGGGCUGUGGGGCACGUUGGUUCUCAUUCAUUGGGACUGGCAUCAAUUUUGAAGGAAAAUAUUGUAUAUCACAUAGUGAAAUUAGCUGCUGAUGCACCUGUGCUUUCUAUAAGAGGAACUUGCUAUUUUAUUCUUGGUUUAUUAUGUUCUACGCCCGAAGGUGCUUCUGCUGUUGAAGAACAUGGCUGGGAGGCAAUCAGAAGGAACCAUGAUGAAAAGUGGCCUCUUAUUAAAGAUGAAUACUUGAUAGAGUAUUCACAGUAUAUCAGAAAAUCAACAUGGUCUUUUAGUAGUAUGAGCAGUGAAUGGCAUUUAGGAGCCCUUCCUAUGAACUUGUCAUUUGUUGUACCAAAUUCCCAAUUUGAUUUAAGCAGAAGUCAAAGUGAGAGCUCCUGUAACUCUAAUUCAGAUGUUUUACAGACUUCUUUAUCUAAUAAAAGCUUUGCUGGUCUUAAGUCAUCCGAAGAUUUUGAUGAUCCUUCUUCAUCUGAUGAUGCCCGUCCUCGUUCAUCUUCUGACUGCCAGACUGAAAUGAAAGAUAAUCUACUUUUUCAGGUAGCAGAAUCUUCUAGUUGGGAUGCACUAAAUACUUAUUCUUUUUCUCCACCCAGUAAUUUUAAUAGAUAUGCAAAAAGGAGAAGCAUUAGUACAUCAGAAGUGGAGGCUCAAACACUUGAAUUGAUAGGAAACAGUGAGGAAAGUUUAGAGUUUAAUAAACAGCAGGACAAUUCUAAAGCAAGUUUAACUGAUGUGAAUGUUUUAUCAGGGCCCAUACGGCAUUCCAGUGAAACUACAAAUAUGUUUGCUAGUGACACAUCAGUAAGUGGCUCAUCAAAAUCAUCAGAUAUUUGUACAGAAAGACCAUCUUUAUUAAAACAGCUAUCUCGUGGUCAUAGUGUAUAUAGUAAAAGUUCUGUAUCUCCAGAUAGACCUACUUCACUUUUAUUAACUAGUGCCAGAGAUGCUCUUGGUUAUGCUACUUUGAAAGAAAUUCAACGAAGUCGUGUGAACUCAUUGAGUUUUCAGGAUUCUCCAUCUACAGAUAUUGAUUCUUCAUUGCAGCAUCUUAAGUCAUUGAGUUUAGAUGCACAUGGAAUCAGGAGCUUCAACAUUGCCCAAAAUAUGUUUUUUCAUGAAAGUGAAGAUGAUACUUUAAAAUCUUCUAACCAUCACCAAGAUUCUGGAAACAGUGCUUCUGAACCUCGCUACAUUGGUCUAUGCCUUCCAUCUGACCUAGAUUUCCUUUUUAAUGUGCCAAAACUGUACAAUAAAAGCACUGAAGAUAUUCAAGAUGUGAAGUUAUCAGAUGAUUUGCCAUGCACGCUUGAUGUCAUAUUUGAGUUCCACACAGAAAAUAAUUGUUUUUGUAAUCAUUCUUUCAAUGAUAAGAAAUGUUUGCAACAAAUAAUAAUUGAUGAAGAGACAGAAGAAACUUCUGGAAAGCCUGUUCAUUGUGUCAAUGAAAGGCUGAGAAUGCCUUUAGAUAGAUCCAAUUCUCUUAAAGGUAAGUCAAAAGAGGAGUGUCAAAGCAGCCAAAAUUUAAUUCGUAAAGAAGCUAUGCGCUUUGUUAUCAAUCUGUGCAGUUCUGUAGCAGUUAAAGCAUCUGAGCAAGGGUUGUUAAACUUAAAGCAGAAAUUUCCUAAUGCUUUUCAAGAUAUUUGCUUGUAUUCAGAAAUAUGCUUUUACAUGGCUAACUACAAUUUUCGACUAUCGGCACGUAGAUUUUUACAGGAGCUUUUUUUAGAUGUAACAUUUGAACAAUUGCAAUGGGAGGCGGAAGCCAUCGCUGGUAUUAUUAGUAUGCCACAGAUAAGUACAAGUGAAGUCUGACAUUCCUCGCUGUAUUUAUUUAUAAAAUCAUGUUACAAGUACCUAGUCUUCCCUGUCCCAUAAAUUAAAUGUAUGUACAUAAUAAUAUAUACAUAUGUUGAACAAAUUAUUUUGGUCCUUGUACAUUUUGUUUUUAUGUUGAAUAAUGUAAGAAGUCAGUGAUUGAGAAUUGAUGUUCCUUCAUCCAUGUGAUGUCUUAUUAGAUAUUUCCAUUGGUUUUAAAAGCUUUAAAAUGUGGCAAGUUGGACUGUUGACUCUUCAUAAGAUGUUUUAUAAAAAGAAUUUUAUUUUUUGAUAUUUGUUAUUGUAAAAAUAAGAAAGAAAAUAUUUAUUGCAGGCUUCAGAUGAGUUGAUAUAUUAGUUCUGAAUGGAAUAAAGAUUUUUACUUCUGA